AUGAGCUCUGAAUUAUGGAAGAGCGCCGUGAACCGCUCACAAAAUCUACUCUCCCCAGCUGAGCAAGAGCAGUAUGGAAAGUGUGGACCAAAGGACCUCCUGAUGGAUUUCCAAUCAUCUACGCUCGAACGGGUUCAUUUAAGCAAGUUCCAUGUCUUCUGCGAACAUAUCGAUCCUCUCCUAGCUAUUAUCGAGUGCCUUGGGAAAUCCAUGAGCAUCGCAGUAGAUAUGCUCUCACCGAUCUGGGUUUCUAUUCGUAUUAUCUUCCAGAUCACGAGAGGCUACAGGGUGUGUUUCAAACAGAUCAUAGCCCUGUUCCAACGCAUCGGGCAAUCGUUACCAAGGCUUCUGGUUUACGAACAUCUAUUUCCUAAGCAUGAACCCAUUCAAGUCGCCAUACUUUCCAUAUACGUUGAUGUCAUCAACCUCGUUGCGUCCGUCCGAGCGUUUGCUGAAAGGCCAACGUUUCGGCUGGUGUGUCGUGUGUUCUGGAAGCCUUUGGAGCAGACAUUCAGUGAAUGCAUAUCUCAUAUCAGUGAUCAGAGCGAGCUAGUUGAGCGUGAAGCCAACGUGGCGCAUAUGCAAGAAGAGUCUCGGACAAGGGCCGAAGUGAGACGUAUACAGGCUAAGGAUUCGCUAGACAAGGCGAAUAGAUGGCUGAACGCUCGACAGUGCCACGAGGAAAAGGAUCCAAUCUCCCUUGCCCAAGGCACGUGUCAAUGGAUCCUCUCGCGACCGGAGCUUUGCCAAUGGACCUCAGAUGAAACCAUUCAAUUACUCUGGAUCGAGGGGCCUCCAGGUUGCGGAAAGUCAACCCUACCGAGAGCGGGUGCAACUAUCCGCUCUCCUCAGGUCAUGGACUUCUCAGCUGUCCAAAAUCUCAAGCGAAACUCGAGAAUACCUUAUCGAAACAUACUCCAGAAGUGA
Clonostachys solani is the source of this 927-nucleotide messenger RNA. The record is from the annotation of a GenBank genome assembly. NCBI's taxonomy places the organism in Eukaryota, Fungi, Ascomycota, Sordariomycetes, Hypocreales, Bionectriaceae.